Seriola aureovittata is the source of this 4291-nucleotide messenger RNA. It is a transcript of the gene slc7a4, whose product is annotated as solute carrier family 7 member 4. The record is from RefSeq and is a predicted model, not a curated record. The transcript is spliced from 5 exons. Lineage: Eukaryota; Metazoa; Chordata; Actinopteri; Carangiformes; Carangidae. Bases 217 to 2232 code for a protein of 671 amino acids. Gene Ontology annotation, cellular component: plasma membrane. Gene Ontology annotation, molecular function: amino acid transmembrane transporter activity. Gene Ontology annotation, biological process: amino acid transport; transmembrane transport.
UAAGAAGCAGUCCUGGCAGCGCAUGUUAGUUUUAUUCCUCGGCGCACCUUCUGCUCCAUCACUAGACGAUGCACCCCGGUAACUUCUAACAGCACCGGACUUGCCGCACACAUGAGACACCCUGGACUACUAAGGUCAUCUUCAUAGACAGGUAAUGGAUCCAGUGUGACUGCUACAACACCAUCCUGCCCAGCUGGCCUGUAUAACUCUGUAGCUAUGGCAACUUGUCCAAGAGGCUGCGCACCAGCGGUGCGCCUUUGUCAGAGACUGAACCGACUCAAGACACUGGAUGAUGACAUGAUGGCCACGUCGCUGAAACGCUGCCUCUCCACCCUGGACCUGACUAUGUUGGGUGUUGGUGGCAUGGUGGGCUCUGGGCUUUAUGUCCUGACAGGAACAGUGGCUAAAGACAUGGUUGGGCCUGCUGUCAUCAUAUCCUUCCUUUUUGCAGGUUUUGCUUCUCUAUUGGCUGCCUUCUGUUAUGCAGAGUUUGGAGCACGCAUUCCCAAAACAGGAUCUGCCUACAUGUUUACCUACGUGUCUGUGGGAGAGGUCUGGGCUUUUCUCAUUGGUUGGAAUGUGAUUCUGGAGAACAUGAUCGGUGGCGCUGCUGUGGCACGUGCCUGGAGUGGCUAUCUGGACUCCAUUUUUAACCAUGCUAUCCAGAACUUCACAGAAACACACAUUAUGCAGUGGGAUGUGCCCUUCCUUGCCCAUUAUCCUGACGUACUUGCAGCAGGGAUUCUAGUAGUUGCCUCGUUCUUCAUUUCCUUUGGAGUUCAAGUGUCCUCUUACCUCAACCACAUCUUCUCCACCAUUAGUAUGGGUGUCAUCGUCUUCAUACUGGUGUUCGGCUUUGUGCUGGCUGAACCAGCCAAUUGGAGCCAGAAAGAAGGAGGCUUCGCACCUUUUGGGUUGUCUGGAAUACUGGCAGGCUCGGCCACGUGCUUCUACGCGUUUGUGGGCUUUGAUGUAAUCGCAUCCUCAAGUGAGGAGGCAAAGAAUCCGCAGAAAGCUGUUCCCAUUGCCACCGCGAUCUCUCUUGGACUGGCAGCAACAGCUUACAUCCUGGUCUCCACAGUGCUCACACUAAUGGUACCCUGGCAUACACUGGACCCCAACUCAGCUCUGGCAGAUGCUUUCUUCCGCCGUGGUUACAGUUGGGCUGGAGUGGUUGUGGCAGUAGGUUCUAUCUGUGCCAUGAACACUGUGCUGCUCUGUAAUCUCUUCUCCCUCCCUCGGAUUGUUUACGCCAUGGCAGAGGAUGGAUUGUUCUUCUCCUUUUUUGCACGCGUCAAUCCCGUCACCAAAGUCCCUGUCAAUGCUAUAUUGGUGUUUGGAAUCCUCAUGGCCACCAUGGCUCUCAUCUUCGACCUGGAGGCCUUGGUUCAGUUCUUGUCCAUCGGCACACUCCUGGCGUACACCUUCGUGGCAGCGAGUGUUAUUGUGCUGCGCUUCCAGCCUGACAAAACCAGCUCCAAGGGAACCGCUUCCACAUCUCCCAACCCCAACGCUGAGCCUUCCCCUGCCCCCUCAGAGUCUCAGACCAUAACUGAGGACAGCGGGGAGCUGAAGCAGUACGAGUCCUUCUCUGACAAACUCCAGCUGGUGGAGAGGCAGAAGACAAGAGAACGGCGUGGGGUGGGGCAGUUGAAGGCUUACUGGGAACCGUACCUGGGCAAGCUGCUGGGGGACUGUGAGCCGGGCGAGGUGGUGGCCUUCUGUGUGCUGACUCUGAUAGUGAGCUCAGUGUCCCUCUGUGCUGUGCUGGAAUUCGGUACCAAACAGCUGCAUCUGCCGCUCUGGAGCUUCACCAUGCUGCUGGUGAUUUUUAGCUUAGCUUACGUCCUCAGCCUGGCGCUCAUAUGUGUUCAUGAGCCGCAGACCGACAGCAAAACAUUCCAGGUACCUUUGGUUCCAUUGACUCCAGGUGCCAGUAUCCUCAUUAAUGUAUUCCUCAUGAUGAAGCUCAGCCCUCUAACCUGGAUUCGAUUCACCGUGUGGAUCGCCAUAGGUCUCUUUGUGUAUUUCGGAUAUGGGAUCUGGCACAGUAAGGAAGGCAUGCGGGAGCUGCAGCCCAAAGACAUGGCCGCCCGGUAUGUGGUGCUACCCAGCGGCAGCCUGGUAGAAACAGUGCAGUCUGUCCAGCCCGAAGGUCAAGUGGACACCCCGGUGCACCACAUCAACGCCUCCACCGCCUCGACAGCCGAGGACUAUGAAGGAAAGAGAUGAUGUGUGACCAAAGGCGGCCACCAUUACAACCGGCUGGUUUCAUCUGUUGUCUCCCACUCAUAACGCUGUACUAUUACUAGUGUACUCUCCGUAUCUCACUCCUUUUAGUGUGUGACUGGCCUGCCACAGUCUGUACUCGUUGCUCUGCAAAUGUAAGCACACCACAGGAUGGGAUGCACGCUCUCUGUCUCGUCGUGAAGCAUAUUUGUAUAUCUUGUAAUACUCGAAUGUACAGUAGAGAGCUUUAUUACUGUCCUGUAAACUUCUUGCAUCAAAGUUGGGUUAUAUAUCCUUUAAGACCAGCUCUUUUCUUGCAAUCUUGCCAGUUUGUCAGAAUCCACAUGCUUAUAUCCGGUGCUUUCUUUGUGACAAACUGUACUUUUAGUUUGUAUAUUCAGCGAAUGAUUUAAAAAGAAAUCAUUUUAACACAAACCUGGAGCUGGAAAAUCACCAUUCACCAAAAAUAUAAUUCUGUUGUUAACAAGGUAAAAGACAACCCACUGCACGAUAUCAUCUUGAGUAUAGCAAGCAUCCAUUUGUUGCAUGUUUUUUUUAGUUAAACAGACGAAUGCACAGACUUUUGUGAGUUUACAUUUUCACUUUUUUACUUCUCCUCCGCCGCCUCAGGAGAAACUGCAGGCUCUUUUAAUGUGGAUCCACUUAUACCUAGACUGCCCUACUUAUAGUUUCUACUGUCAAGUUAUUUAAUCCAAUAUGUUAAUAUAUGUAUUUAUUUUUCUAUUGUUACUAUUCUUUUUUUGUGUGUUUUUGCUCUUAUAUGGAUCCCAUGAGCUUUAUUUUUUGUGUUUUCUGUUCCUGUUCUUGUGUUUGUGUUAUAUGAAUAAGCACUACGUUUUAUAUACUUUUAGUGUAGGAUUAGUCUCCGUAAAUCAUUUGUGUUCAGCUUUUAGUUGGCUGAACAACACUUCAGUGCUUCACGUAAUCUAAAUCUCAUCCCGUGACCCUGUUCUCUCUUGUGUCACUGAUCUUACACUUGUGCAGGUUUUUUCUCACGCACCUUUAGACACCAAAACUUUCUCCUCUCUCUCUCUCUCUCUCUCUCUCUCUCUCUCUCUCUCUCUGUUGUCAUGAGAUUAUGAGAUGUCAAAGCACAUGGAUUAUUGAGGUUUUAUAAUAUCGUUUUAUUUUAUUGUGAUUGACUGAUUUUCCUGAGAUAACCUGAGAGAUAAUUAGAUUAUUGGAUAUAUAAGUCAAGCACAAACCUACUGAUUGACUGGACUCUUCACACACAGGGUAAAAUAUGGGCAGGCAGGCAGACGUUGAUGGGCCUCCGUAAUCCCAGCAGAUUUGGAGCAGUCCCUGUCGCCAGUCUGCAGUUUGACCUAGAUCAGAGAAAGGCACACAUGAGAACAGCUCAUAUUAUACAGAUAACAUUCCCACAGCAGCAGUGACAAAAAAUGAACACAAGGAUUUUUUUUUUUUUCACAAAUAUACAUUUUUAUUCUGUUUCUCACCUUUUUUCAUUUCAGUUUGUAUUUGCAUGUGUUACAUAAGAAACCAAUGGCCUUAAACAUGUUGUAAUCAAUGCAGACUGACUUCCAAAGCUAAAGUAGUCUGAAUGGUUUAGUUGUUUAAUUUAUGUGUCUGUUAGAUAAAAACUCUUAUACAGGACGUCAUGCUUUCUAAUUAUGAAACCAAAACACAAACACAGAGGAGAAUGUACCGUAAGAGGCAUUUUGGCAUAGUUACAGAAAGGAGUAGGGUUCAGGAGAAUUUUGUACAACUUUGCACACCAUUUGAAAACUAUUGUCUGGUAAUUUUGUGUCACAGUUAUGCUUUUGAUGUCAGGGCCAGCGACAGAUAUAAAUACUGUGGUGCUUUUUUUAGGCUGAUCGUUCUCUCACCUCUUUCUCUGUCUUUUUUGUGCCAGGACGCACAGUUACAAACGAUCCAGUUCUUUUCUUACUACUGAAUAGCAUUGUACUUGCACAUUAAGGUCUCUGAUCUUUCUGUUAUUGUGUAUGUCUGUAUAAAAUGCAACGACCGUGGUAUUAAAUAAAAAAUAAAUGUUUUGAAGCAGCAUUUACAAAAAUCUAAA